This is a messenger RNA of Chaetomium fimeti, 3039 nucleotides long. Its product is annotated as glycoside hydrolase family 35 protein. Bases 1 to 3039 code for a protein of 1012 amino acids. The transcript has 9 exons. Gene Ontology annotation, molecular function: beta-galactosidase activity. Gene Ontology annotation, cellular component: vacuole. Lineage: Eukaryota; Fungi; Ascomycota; Sordariomycetes; Sordariales; Chaetomiaceae. Gene Ontology annotation, biological process: carbohydrate metabolic process. The record is from RefSeq and is a predicted model, not a curated record.
AUGAAACUCCUCCCCACCCUCCUCACAGCAGCAGCCCUCGCCCUCAGCACCACUGCCCUUUCCCCCUCCUCCCCACCCCCCACCACCAACAAACGCAACCCCAUAACCUACAACCCCCCAACCUGGGACAACGCCUCCCUGCUCCUCCUCGGCGAGCGCUUCCUGCUCUUCGGCGGCGAGGUGCACCCCUUCCGGCUGCCCGUCCCGUCGCUCUGGCACGACGUGCUCGAGAAGACCAAGGCGCUGGGCCUCAACACCGUGUCCUUCUCCGUGCCGUGGGCGCUGCUGGAGGGGAAGCCCGGUGAGUUUAGGGCCGAGGGGGUGUUUGAUGUCGGGAAGUUUAUGGAGGUGGCCAGGGAGGUGGGGGUGUGGCUUGUGGCGAGGCCGGGGCCGUAUAUUAAUGGGGAGGUUACUGGGGGUGGGUUGCCUGGGUGGAUUCAGAGGUUGAAGGGCCAUCCGAGGACCGCGGAUGUGGAUUAUUUGGCGGCGACGGAUAAUUAUGCCGCGAAGAUUGGGGCCAUCAUCGCCAAGGCUCAGAUCAACAAUGGAGGGAAGGUGAUCUUGUAUCAGCCCGAGAGCGAAUACAGCGUCUCGAGAACACUGAUCGGUUUCAACUUCCCGGACCCCGGAUACAUGCAGUACGUGGAGGACCAAGCCCGAAGAGCAGGGGUUGUGGUCCCCUUUAUCAACAACGACGCAUGGAACGCGGGUCAUAACGCGCCCGGAACCGGCGUGGGUGAGGUUGACAUAUACGGCCAAGAUCUGUACCCUCUCGACAUCAACUGCGACGAUAUGGCAUGGGAUAAGGGCUCGCUGCGAGAUAGUCUGUACUCUUCUCACCUCAAUACCAGCCCGUCGACGCCCUACGCAAUGCCAGAGUUCCAAGGAGGCGUGGUUGAUUAUUGGGGCGGCUCGGGGUUCGCUCGCUGCGCAGAGAGGUUCAACCACGAACAGUCCCGCGUCUUUUACAAGAACAACUUUGCGGCCGGCGUCAAGAUCUUCAAUCUUUACAUGAUAUACGGGGGCACCAACUGGGGAAACCUGGGCUACGACCGCGGAUACACUUCCUACGACUAUGCUGCCGCCAUCGCCGAAGACCGCACCAUCGCCCGCGAAAAGUACUCGGAACUCAAACUCCAAGCCCAAUUCUUCAAGGUGUCCCCGGGCUACCUCGAGGCCACCCCCGAUCUCAAGCCCACGCCGGGCUUUUACAGCCCCAACCAAGAAAUCACAGUGACGGCCGUCGUCGGACCCGAGGGAUCAUUCUACGUCACCCGCAAAACUGCCUACAAAGACCCGGGCCCUGUCAGCUACACCCUCAAACUGCCCACAUCCAAGGGCGUAAUCACAAUCCCGCACCUGGGCGGCACGCUUACGAUGCCCGGGCGCGACACGCGGAUCCACGUAACCGACUACCCAGUCGGGGAUACAACACUGGUGUACUGCACCGGCGAGGUCUUCACAUGGCAGGAAUACGAAGGCCAGACCAUCCUGGUAGUGUACGGUGGGAUGGGCGAGACACACGAGCUGUUGAUGAAGCGGACUGCCUUGGGUAUGUUCACGAAGACGAGCCCCGGCGUGAAAACCAAGCAGGAUGGCCAGCACCUGUAUGCGCAGUGGAAGACGACAGAGGACGAGGAGCAGUUCAUCCGCGCUGGGAAUCUCUACAUCUACCUCAUUGCCCGUGAAGCGGCCUAUAACUUCUGGGUGACCGACCUCCCGGGCCACAGCCCACUGAUCAUCCGCGGCGGGUACCUCGUCCGGUCCGCCAAACUCGACAGCGACGGCACGCUCGCCAUCCGCGCGGACUUCAACCGCAGCACCGCCAUCGACCUCCCCCGGGGCGUCAACACGGCCCUGCUCGAAAUCAUGGGCGUCCCCCGCUCCGCCAAAUCCGUCACCAUCAACAGCCACCCCACCACCCACACCCUCAACACCGCCCCCAACGGCAACAACCACUGGCUCGUCCGCACCGAUUUCCAACCCCCAUCCAUCACCCUCCCGGAUCUCCCAACCCUCCCCUGGCGCUACCUCAACACCCUCCCCGAACUCUCCCCCUCCUACACCGACGACCACCUCUGGCCCCUCGCCAACCACACCACCACCAACAACACCUACCUCCAAACCCCCUCCACGCCCACCUCCCUCUUCGCAGCCGACUACACCUUCCACGCCGGCGGCGCCCUCCUCUUCCGCGGCCACUUCACCGCCACCGGCCACGAGACCACCCUCACCCUCCAGACCCAAGGCGGGGUAGGCUUCGCAUCCCUCGUUUGGCUGAACGAUACCUUCCAGACGGACGCCGCGUGGGCGGGGAACAGCACGGCGGCGUUCAAGCGCGCGACGUGGCCGGUGCGGCUGGUGGCGGGGGGCGCGAUAUGUAAUGGGUUGGUGGGUGGGGAUGAGAUGAAGGCGCCGAGGGGGAUUAUGGAUUAUAGGUUUGGGAUGGGGGGUGGGGGUGGUGGUGGUGGGGGGGAGGCGCCGGAGGUGGAGUGGCGGGUGACGGGGAAUUUGGGCGGGGAGGACUAUAGGGAUGAGGUGAGAGGGCCGUUGAAUGAGGGCGGGUUGUUUGCGGAGCGGAUGGGGUAUCACCAGCCUGGGGUGCCGGAGGGGGAGGGGGGGUUUGUGAAGGGGAGGAGUCCGUUGGAUGGGAUUGAGGAGCCGGGGGUGGGGUUUUGGACGGCGGAGAUGGUGUUGGAUAUUCCGGGGGAGAGGUGGGAUGUGCCGUUGAGUUUUGAGUUCCCUGGGAUUGAUGCCGGCGGGGGAUCGGGGCGGUAUCGGGCGGUGUUGUGGGUGAAUGGGUUCCAAUUCGGGCGCUACAUCAGCCAUAUUGGCCCGCAGACGUCCUUCCCCGUGCCCGAGGGCAUCCUCAACUACCACGGGACUAACACGAUUGCGAUCGCCAUUUGGGCAACUCAACCCGGCGGCGCCCGCCUCUCGUCGCUCAGCUUGAAGGCCGGGACGCCCGUGCUCACGGGCCGACAACCGGUUGUCAACGUCGCGGCACCGGCGUGGACGGCAAGACCCGGGGCGUACUAA